Messenger RNA from Synchytrium microbalum, 5313 nucleotides. RefSeq lists its product as uncharacterized. Gene Ontology annotation, biological process: signal transduction; innate immune response. NCBI's taxonomy places the organism in Eukaryota, Fungi, Chytridiomycota, Chytridiomycetes, Synchytriales, Synchytriaceae. The coding region runs from base 1 to 5313 and encodes 1770 amino acids. Gene Ontology annotation, molecular function: protein binding. The transcript has 16 exons. The record is from RefSeq and is a predicted model, not a curated record. Gene Ontology annotation, cellular component: cytoplasm.
AUGUCGCUCAAAUCAAUUGGAGAUAAACUACCAAUCCCAAUUCUCCUUGUUAUUAUCGUAUGCACUCUCCUAUUCCUGAUCUCGUUUGACUUGGAGUCAUCUCCAACAGGUAUACAAGUCGCUCAAUUGACCGAAUUGACCAUUAUCACCACCGACAACACCGUCGCAUCUGCAUCACAAACGAUGCUCAAGCCUCCUAUAACGUGUCAGUCCAGUAAAACAAAACAGAGCUUCACACUCGCCAAUGUACCUCGACAGAUAACACUCAACGGUACCACCAACAUCUUUACAAUCACCAUUUCAUCGCCAAAUCAAACGGCCGAGAUAAUCGAUAUGGUGGAUUUCCCAUUAUUUGUGUUACGGCUCGUCAGUCCUGUGUCACUGCUGACGCUGCCGAGUUUGGGAGAUACGUUGGCAGAUGUUAGUAUAGCUGGUAGAGUCAAAUUUGUCGGAUGGAAUAUCUCAAGUUAUCUAUAUCAGCCUAUAUGGGAGGCUACAUUCCAUGGUGCUGUGCUGGCUCCAGCAGAGUAUGGGUUGUUUGUGCAAUGGGCUGCUCCCGCUACCAUAUCAAACAGUGGUGUACAAGAACAGAGGCUACCAUCAUGUGGAUUAGACUCUCUUUCGUCAGCAAUAACCCAAGGAAAAUGGAAUCGUAACCAGUGGAUGCCAGCCUCGUGUCGCCUAGAACGAUAUUCGCCAACUCAAGCAUGUCAAGAGUUAAACGCUCGCAACAUGUCCAAGAUUGGUAUAGUGGGUGAUUCUUUGAGCAGACAUUUCUUCAACAGUCUUGUACAAUUCAUGACGGGCAAGAGUCAGUCUGAUGAGGAUACAUUUGAUGCUCUGAUUGCGGGAGCUACGGAUCCGGAGAUUCAAGAGAAAUGUCGCGGAGAGGAUACAAUGGGUCAGGCUUGCCGGUCUUGCCGGGCCGUGCGAAGGCCUGUUCCACAUGACGACCUUCCAAAGCGCAUUCCAACGGAUGUGCAAGUUGUCAACUGGGACGACACGUUAAAGAGUCGGAAGCUGACUCCCAUUGGAAUUGUCUUCUUGUUUUGUCAGCAAGAUACCGGAAUGAUCCAACAAAUCGUUCAACGCCUCAAAACUUCCAAGCUUCUCGACGCAAAUCUAGCCGUUGAAGACAGAGACAAGGUGUACGUGCAAUUGGGGUCGGCAGAUAUUGUUCUGCCCUGUCUAUCUCCCAGUUUUGAGGAUGACUUCCACUCUAUGCAACUACUGGAUUUUUGCUCUGAUCGCCAUAAAAAUCUGGUGCCGAUUCGGCUCAGUAACAAGCCUCUAGCUCGGACGGCUUUGAACGUAGCUGGCCUCUUGUACGAGGACUUUUCGAAAUCAGAUGUCCUUGACUCUGAUAAAGCUUUCAAUGCUUUGGCAAAGCAAAUUGUCAUGGUGUACAAUUUGGCUUCCAGCCGAGAGGAUUCCCCUGAUUCCGAUAGGAAAUACGACAUUAUGAUUAGUUAUUGCUGGGCACAGCAACCGUACAUGUACAAGCUUCUGGAGCUUUUAAGAGGCUUGGGAUAUACCGUAUGGGUUGAUGUGGAAAAAAUGGUGGGAAAUGUAUUUGAACGGAUGCAAGGUGCUGUGCAGAAGUCCAAAGUCAUAGUGUCAUGCUUAUCGCAAGCUUAUGCAAAAUCGGUGAAUUGCCAAAGGGAACUUUGUUACAGUGUGGACCUAAAGAAACCUAUCAUUCCCAUACGUUUAGAAGCUGAUUAUCUGCCUAUUGUCGAUCUGAUUGUGGCGGGACUCCCUGCCGCUAUUCCGGAAAAGACCUUGGCUGGGGUUGAGUACGAUGAUAUAUUCAUUCAUGAUCUGCAAGCUCUAAUAGAACGCCAACUACAUCCGUCGGGAAACGCCCUCAACCUGAAACGACAGAGUGAGCCAGUCAUGAAACGCAUUCAGCAAAUGAAUGAGUCCAUGAUCGAGGUGAAAUCUGUCCUUCAUCCCAACGAAACCUAUAAGCAAACCAUUGGUGCGUUGCAAUUGCAUCGUUUACCAAACACCAGAGACUCUGUUAUUCGUGAAAUCCGUCAAUGGAUGCUGGAUGACGCUGGAGAACAAUGCUAUUGGCUAAAUGGAGUCGCGGGAUCCGGCAAAUCUAUAGUAGCAGCAGCAAUAGUGAAGGAACUAGAAGAUGCGAGAAUUCCGGUAGUCCCGUUCUUUUGUAAAUUCGACCAGGCUGGACAAGACGAAGUUAGGAGUCUCAUUAGAACCAUGGCUUUUGGCUUGGCUCGAGCUCUACCGGAAUACUGUCUGCUGCUCCAUCAGCUCUUUGCCACCUCGAAAACUUUUGGUGAUGGAUACACUGCCGAAACGUUGUUUGAACAACUGAUCUUGAACCCGCUGAACGAUAUUCACCAGCCUACUGACCGCAUGGUCAUUCUGAUUGAUGCGCUCGACGAAGUGGGACAGACGGAAGAAGGAGGUAGUAACGGAUCAUUAGAUAGACAAUCCCUUCUUGGCCUCUUUGCCAAUCCAACUCGUAUGGCCCGUUUACCCAGUUGGGUAAAAUUCAUUAUAACAAGUCGGCCUGAGGACGAUAUCGCCCAGUCUUUGACAAGGAGCUUUGCAACAAAACGUAUCGAUUUGGACGCUAAAUAUAACCAAGACGAUAUUCGCUUUUAUAUUACUACUCGGAUGGAUAGGUCGCGCCCACUUUUACCAAGCGCAGAGUGGGAAGAUGUCAUCAAUAUGCUGGUUAUUAAAUCCACAGGACUCUUUCUGUGGGCUACAAUUGUAUGUGAAAUUCUUCGUAGAUGUAGUACGGAACUGUAUCUGCAACGGCUCUUGACUGACAUUGAUUCAGGCAAUGCCAUACGUGGGGAGACGGCAAUGGACGACAUGUUUGCUAGAGUCUUGCAUCUCGCCAUAGCCGACGAAGAUAAAGAGUGGAUUGAAGAUUGGUUGGCAUCAUAUAAAGCAGUUGUUGGGGUCAUCAUUUGUCUGAAAUCAUCACUGUCUGUGCACGCCGUUGCCUCGCUGGUAUAUAAAAAUCCAGAAGAAGUAAGAAGGAUAAUUGCGAGAAUGCCAUCAGUAUUUGAGUCGUGCAUUCAAGAUGAUGGCACUCGCAUGGUAGAAACCAUUCGCAUAAUCCAUAAAUCCGUCGCCGACUAUUUGACGGACAAGAAUCGAUGUCGUGAUUUACGGUUCUACAUAGACACUCGAGAGGCAGAAGGCGUCUUGUCGUCUCACUGUCUACAGAUCCUCACUCGCGAGUUGAAGUUUUCAGCCACGACUAGCUUGCCUGAUAAGGUGGCAGCGUUGAUGGGCAAAGUCAUUGGAUCAACGAGCUACUUGGACUAUAUAUGCAAGUUUUGGAUGGAUCAUUUGAGCUCGGAAAACGUGGCCUCUUCAACACCCAACUCGCAUACUGUGAACAGGUUUCUCAACGCACACGGAACUGCAGCUCUGCUAGCUACCCUAGAAAGUCGUAAAAGCCACGCAUGUCGUAUUCUGCUUUCAGCACGGAGCCCUCAGUCCGCCAAACUGCUGGUCAAGGAGGCCGAAGACUCACAUUACUUCCCGGUGCCUUUUCUAUGUCAGGCAGUCAGGAGCAAUGAUGCCGACACCUGUGAAGUCCUGCUGUCGUUGGGUGUUUCUGACAUAAAUUCCACCUCUGCGUCAGACUAUGGGUGGACGCCUCUUGCAGCGGCUUGUGCAUAUCACCGGCCUAAAGUAGUCGCAGUGCUCCUAAAGCACAAUCCAGACUACCAAAUCAAGGACUUCAUGAAUAAGAAUGCACUGGAACGCGCGGGAGGGGAGUGUUGGAAUAUGCUGAACGAUUGGAAAGUCGAGAAGGAAUUCAAAAUGGAUCUGGGUCCAGUGCUGUUAGCCGCACAGGCAGGAGAUAUUACAACUCUGAAGGCUGUUGGUAUCCAGGCCGUUAGUGAGGCAGUUGAUAUUGGAAGUGGAAGAACUGCUCUACACGUUGCUGCCGACAAUUCUCAAAUCGAUGUCGUGAAUUGGCUUCUUGAUUCCGGCGCUCUUACGGACACGAAGGACCAGCUUGGUUGCACUUCACUAUAUCUUGCUGCUCGUAAAGGACUCGUUGAGAUUGUAAAAGCUCUCAAGGACCACGGUGCCGAUCUAGACCAAGCCAAUAACUUGAAUCAGACCCCUCUGUUUGCUGCGGCGUUCAAAGGACAUAUAAAGGCUGUGGAAUACCUUAUCAGCAUGAAUGCUGAUGUAAACAUUGUUGCUGCAGAUGGUCGUGAUGCCUUGUUUGUGGCAGCUCAGAAUGGACAUUUCAAUGUACUGCAAGCGUUGUCUAGUGGUUCUGAUACACAAAUUGACAAAACGGCCAUUGGCCCCCCAAGUGGUCUUGCAGGCCAGACUCCGUUGUGGGCGGCAGCUAGCAACGGUUAUUUGGAGAAUGUAAAGUAUCUGGUUGAUGAGGGAGCUGAUGUCAACGCUCAGCAAGCAUCGGGACAAAGUGUGCUUUUCGCUGCAGUAAACAACGGGUCCCUAGAUAUCAUUUCGUAUCUUGUCGAAAAGGGAUCUUUAAUUAAUGUUGGAAAUGACGAAGGAGUGACUCCAUUGCUGCGCGCAGCCGCAAAUGGACGACUAGACAUCGUAAAGUAUCUUAGUUCAAAGGGAGGAGACGUGCACAAAGCCGACAAUUACCCCAACAAUGCCAUGUUCGCUGCUGCUGGGGUGACAGGCUACCUUCCGCUCGUCCAGUAUCUCGUUAAUCAAGGAGUGGCCAUAAAUGUCGUGAAUCACGAUCAUAAAACCCCUGUAUGGGAAGCCUGUUAUUAUGGCAGAUUGGACGUUGUCAAAUGCUUAAUUGAGGCUGGAGGUGAUUCAGCCAUACCUACUAGCGACGGGAUCACUCCUCUUGUUUGUGCAGCUUUAAAUGGUCACCUUCCUGUGGUUCAGUAUUUGGCUAAAUUGGGUAUGGAUAUCGAGACACCUUCUGAUUCUGGGAUAUCUGCUCUUAUAUUUGCAGCUGCCAAAGGCUACAUUGAGACAGUAAAGUAUCUUGUUGAGAAUGGAGCAGCAAUGAAUCGAAAAACACUCGACGGCCGGUGCGCCUUGUUUGUUUCCUCAAAUAAUGGGCAUAUGAGAGUUAUAUCGUACUUGGUGCAAAAGGGAUGUGAUUUAAAUAUUGCUGCAAACGAUGGAAGAACUCCGCUAUUUGUUGCUGCUCAGAGUGGACGCUUGGAAGUUGUAAAGUUAUUGAUUCAAAAGGGAGCUGAUGUCAAUACGGAAGCUAAUGGAACCACGCUGCUGGACAUUGCAACGCUUCAGGGUCAUACUGAGGUCGCGAGUUACUUGAGAGCUAUAACGGCCUCAGAGGUAUAG